CCCUCCCCCCCCCCCCCCCCCCCCUUUGGCUCUUUAUAAGCGCCCCCCGGUUUGACUUCAUCUUCCUUCGUUUCCUGUCAUUCCCACCCCUGUCUCCUGGUCUCAUCGUCAACGCCUUCUGAAUCGGUCAUUGAAAGCAACAGUCGAUUCGCCUGCGUUCGCCCUCGAUCACCACUCAGUGUUGUCGACAAAUGUCCAGCAGGAACUGGGGUUCAACAGCUCGUGGCCAUGGUCACAGGAAAUGGAGACUUUCGCUAUCCGCCGCCCCCUGCUGGCGCGCAUGAUGAUAUCCCUAGCCGGCGCAGAAUCCCAAACCCACCCCGCCUGGACCCUCUCAGACUAAACCCUCCCUUCCCCCGGCCUGCGACUGCGGACGGUCCUCGGCGGCCCUUGUCCCCUCACCACCCGCCUCCUCCUAUGCCUCGUUCCCCGAGAGUCCGUCCGCCAAUCCCCCCUCCGUCCGAUCCCUCAUGGCGUUCGGUGUCCCCCUUGCCCAUGCAGGAGGAGGAGCUUGUCAUUCGCCAAAAGGCUUACCGCUCCCCCACCUUUCCUCUGCAACCGCCUGCCCGCUCCAGGGUUGCCCCCCGAGAAAGGGAGGUCGAUCGACCACAUUACCGCAAAUCCCCGCCUGCACCCGCUGGGUUGCGCACGUCCAAUUCCACCUCGAAACUACAUAGUAUGCGUCCCCAGCCGCCGCGGAAUCGAGAGCGCCUUCCAGAUGAAUCCACCGGACUGAGACUACCCCGAAUCAUUCCCCCGGGGACAUACGCAGAGAUGCGCGGGCAAGAUGCUCUUCGAUCCAGCGUCAACUCGGCCAUGACAUCGCGGUCGAGCAUCGAACAUGCCAGCGGCACCGAGCGCAGCAGCGUCCUCACCAAAAGCAGCUCCAUCACCGACCUGUCGCCUGACACACCAGAUGGUUCUUAUGACAAGGAGGGGGGCAUGAGUGUGGAAGAUGCCAUCUCCAUGUAUCUGGAUGGCUUCAGCGAUGUCACCGAGGAGCCAGGAUCACCCGGAGUCUAUGACUCGGCGGGAUUCUAUGAUGAGAGCAAGGCGAGACCGUUGAGUCCCCGCCCGCCUACAGAGAUGACCCUCGAUGAUUGCCAUAGCUCCGAUGAGCAUUCCCCUGAACUGGAACCCACAGAAGAUGUUCCGCCUGUUCCCCCGUUUCCAGCGCUGGAGGCUCACGGGCAAAGUCCCCCGGAUGCAGAGUUCUUGGGUGACGCAGCUUCCCACGACCCGCGUCCACACCCUCCCUCCGAACGCAAAUUCCUCGAUCCGCCUGCUGCACCGGAGUCGGACACCACCGUGAUUAUCCCGGGCAUGGUGCCGCCGCCGUUACUCCCCGGCACUGGCGCCCGCGACUGCUAUGGGUUCCGCAAGGCAACCCACCACGUUACGCUCGAACAGUAUGAAGCGUGGCACCGCAAUUACGCGGGUCACGCUGCUCACCGAAGAAGCAAGUGGGUGGAGCUUCUCAAGGAGAAUCGACUGCGGGUCACUGAGCCGACGACUUUCCCUCCGAAAUCGAACAAGGUCAAAAGAUUCGUGCGCAAGGGCAUUCCCUCGGAGUACCGGGGUGCAGCCUGGUUUUUCUAUGCUGGCGGCUACGAGCAUCUGAACCGUAAUCCCGGUCUCUAUGACCAGCUGGUUCGGCAAUCUAUGGAGUCCCCUAGCAACGACGACAAGGAACACAUCGAGCGUGAUUUGCAUCGCACCUUUCCGGACAAUAUCCACUUCAAACCUGAGAACGUCGACUCGGCCGCUAGCUCUGGUAGCAGCAACCCGCGACACGGCUCGGUCACCGUGGAAACGGAGAUGAUUCAGUCCCUCCGUCGCGUUCUGUAUGCGUUCGCGAUUCACAACCCGCAGAUUGGAUACACCCAGUCGUUGAACUUUAUCACGGGCAUGCUGCUUCUCUUUCUCUCCGAAGAGAAGACCUUCUGGAUGUUACACAUCAUCAGUUCCGUUUACCUCCCCAGCACGCAUGAAAUCAGCCUCGAGGGCGCGAAUAUUGAUCUCUGGAUCUUGAUGGUGCUGCUCAAAGAAUCCGCGCCCAACAUCUAUAAUAAAAUUGCGGGGAGCGGACCCGGGGCGGGGAGUGCGAAGGUGCCGGCCCUGACCGUCAGCUCCCGCCUGCCGGAUAUCACCUUGGGGCUGACCAACUGGCUCAUGUCCGUCUUUAUCGGCACCUUGCCGCUGGAGACCACCCUCCGCGUCUGGGAUAUUUUCUUUUACGAAGGGUCCAAGACCUUCUUCCGGGUCGCGUUGGCGAUCUUCAAAUCGUGCGAGCACGAGAUCAUGGCGGUCUCGGACCCGAUGGAGGUGUUCCAGGUGGUCCAGGCGGUCCCGAAGCGGCUUCUGGAUGCGAACUCUCUGAUCGACGAUUGCUUUGUCCGGCGCCAUCGGGUCGGACAGGGGCGGAUUGAGGAGUUACGCGCGGCGCGACGGGCGGCAGUGCGACAGGAGAACAUGCGCCGCUCGCGCGCGAUGAACAUGGGUCAGCUCCAGGCGGCGACGGAUGACUGGGCGCAUGGACGAUCCCGGUCGCCAGCUCAUGGACUCGAGCGCAGCAUCGCGGACUCCUGGCGACACAUGAAGCAGCGGCACCAUGGAUUUCGAUGAGAGAGAGAGAGAGAGAGAGAGAGAGAGAGGAGAGUGGGGGGGGAGGG
Molecule: messenger RNA, 2672 nt
Organism: Aspergillus saccharolyticus JOP 1030-1
Lineage: Eukaryota; Fungi; Ascomycota; Eurotiomycetes; Eurotiales; Aspergillaceae
Product: putative GTPase activating protein (Gyp3)
Exons: 1
Coding region: 229-2625 (798 amino acids)
Source: RefSeq, a predicted model, not a curated record